AUGGGUGUCCCCAAGUUCUUCCGAUGGCUCUCGGAGCGGUAUCCGGCCAUCUCACAGCUGAUUGCCGAGAACCGCAUCCCCGAGUUCGACUGCCUCUACCUCGACAUGAACGGCAUCAUCCACAACUGCACGCACAGCGACUCGGACGACGCGAUGACCCGCCUGAGCGAAGAAGAAAUGUUUAUACGCAUCUUCAAUUACAUAGAGCACCUGUUUGGCAAAAUCAAGCCCAAGCAGAUGUUCUUCAUGGCCAUCGACGGCGUGGCCCCCCGCGCCAAGAUGAACCAGCAGCGCUCGCGUCGUUUCCGCACGGCCCUCGACGCCGAGAACAUGCGCAAAAAGGCCAUUGCCGAGGGCCAGCAGAUGCCUGCCGAAGAUCCCUUUGACAGCAACUGCAUCACCCCGGGCACCGCCUUCAUGGCCAAGCUGUCCACCCAGCUCAAGUACUUUGUCAACAAGAAAGUCAGCGAGGACAAGGAGUGGCAGCAGUGCAAGGUCGUGCUGUCGGGCCACGACGUCCCCGGCGAGGGCGAGCACAAGAUUAUGGAGUACAUCCGGAACGCCAAGGCGCAAAAGGACUACAACCACAACAUGCGGCACUGUCUGUACGGCCUCGACGCUGAUCUGAUCAUGCUGGGUCUGCUGAGCCACGACCCGCACUUCUGCCUCCUGCGCGAGGAGGUCACCUUUGGUCGCCAGAACAAGACCAAGUCCAAGGAGCUGGAGCACCAGAACUUUUACCUGAUGCAUCUCUGCAUUGUACGCGAAUACCUCGAGCUCGAAUUCCAGGAGCUCAAGACUGAGGGGCUCAUGAAGUUCCCCUUCAACUUGGAGCGCAUCAUUGACGACUUCAUUCUCAUGGCAUUUUUUGUCGGAAACGACUUUUUGCCCAAUCUGCCGCGCCUUCACAUCAACGAGGGUGCUCUGGCAACCAUGUUCACAUUAUAUAAGCGCGUGCUGCCACAGUGCGAGGGCUACAUCAACGAGGGCGGCAGCGUCAACGUGGAGCGCCUCGGCAAGCUGCUCGCAGAGCUCUCCAAGGAGGAGUUCCGCUUUUUCGAGCACGAGAUCGAGGGCGAGAAGUGGUACCAGGCGAAGCUGAUGAGUCACGCGCCGGCGGGCGAGGGACUCACCAUCGCCGUCGACAAGAAGAAGCGCGGUGGCCGCAACCACGGCAGCAGCACCAACGGGACGCCGAGCAGCAGCAACACCAACAGCUUUGCCCCCACGCCCACGCCGCAGUCCACCGCCGCCGCCGCCGCUGCCGCCAACAAGGGCAAGAUCCAGCUGUCCAACUUCCAGAAGGAGCUCUGGAAGUCCAAGAUCCGUAAGUUUGUCAGCAAGCCGACAGCAACGCCCCUGGAUCUGGGCGCCGAUCUCAAGGCGGACGACCGCAAGUUCGUCCAGGACCUGGCCGACAGUCUGAGAAUUGACUGGCGGACCGACGAGGAUGGCGAGGGCAACCGCCGCUUGGUCCUCUCUUUCCCCGCCGACCGUGUGUCCAAUAAAAAUGGACAGAACGAGGACGACGAGGAAGAGGAAGAGGCGCAGCUGGCCCUCUUCCGUGUCAUGAAGAAAUACGACACGGCCGACGUCGUCGACGUCUUUGCCGGCGAGAGCCAGGAGGCCCUCGACAAGCUGUACAUGCUCAAAUUCCAGCAGUGGAAAGACGCCUACUACAAGGACAAGUUCCACUGGUCCGACGCCGAGCUGAGCAGCGAGGUUCGCAAGAUCUGCGAAAACUACGUCCAAGGCCUGCAAUGGGUCCUGUUCUACUACUACCGAGGCAUUGCCUCGUGGCCGUGGUUCUACCAAUACCACUACUCGCCCCUGAUUUCCGACGUCAUCAAGGGCCUGGGCGCCGACCUCAACUUCAAGCUCGGCCAGCCCUUCCGCCCCUUUGAGCAGCUCAUGGGCGUGCUGCCGGACCGCAGUAAGAGCAUUGUGCCCACAGUCUACUGGGGCCUGAUGACAGACGAGAACUCGCCCAUCAUCGAUUUCUACCCGCGCGACUUUGAGCUUGACAUGAACGGCAAGAAGAUGGAGUGGGAGGCCGUCGUCAAGAUUCCCUUCAUCGACGAGCGCCGAUUGCUGGACGCCAUGGCGCCCAAAAACGACCUUCUCUCGGACGAAGAAAAGGCCCGCAACGAGUUUGGCGUGCCCAUUGAGUUUGCCUUCCAGCCCGACACCGACUUUGUCUACCUGUCGCCGCUGACGGGCAUAUUUCCGGACGUCACGCACUGCCGCUGCGUCAUGAACAUCUUUGACCUGCCGCCCACGGAGGGCCUCGAGUACCUGCACGACCUGACAGACGGCGCGCUGCUCAACGCGUCGGCCCUCGCAGGCUUCCCCAGUCUGCACACGCUGCCCUACCACGCGUCCCUCGGCUUCCACGCCGUCAACGUGUUCCAGCAGGACAGCCGCAACGCCAGCAUGGUCGUCACCCUGUCCGACUCGGAGGCGCGCACCAACAUUGAGGCGGCCAAGCGUAAGCUCGGCCAGCGCUGCCACGUUGGCUACCCGUUCUUGCAGGAGGCCAAGGUUGUGCGCGUGUCGGACGAGCUCUUCAGCUACACGCUCGACGACAAGGGUGCCGUGGUGCAGACACCGCACGGCGGCCGUGAGCUCGACCGCUGGUCGUCCAAGGCACGCAGCAUCGAGGAAUUUUACAGCAAGCGCCUGGCCAUUCUGACGGGCACCGUCGAGUCGCUCGUGCACGUGCACAUGCUCAAGGGCCUGAUCAAGACCGACGACGGUGCCACGAUCAAGGAGUACGGCGAGGUGCUCUCCAUGGAGACCGACUUUGCCACACAGGUGAUUGUCGAUGCCGUCGUCAAUGAGGACGAGCGCUUCAUUGAGCGCGCCGCCGUGCCCAUCUCCGAGGAGUUCCCUGUCGGAUCGCACGCCUUCUACCUGGGCGACUACGCCUACGGCCGUCCGCUUGGCGUGGUCGGCCACAAGGGCAACCGCAUGGACGUCAUGGUGUCUGUCCUCAAAGACAAGGAGAACGACUUUGCGCACGGCAUUGUUGCCCGCGCCGAUCGCACCCACCGCUACACGCCGUCGUACGCGGUGGCCAAGUCCCUGGACCUGCACCCGCUGUCGCUGAGCAAGAUCACGUCGUCCUUUUUCGUGUUUUCUGUCGGCAACCUCAAGGUCAACCUGGGCCUGAACCUCAAGUUUGAGGCCAAGAAGCAGAAGGUGCUGGGCUUCUCGCGCAAGUCGGGCACUGGCUGGGAGUUUAGUUCCCCGGCCAUCCAGCUCAUUGCCAACUACAUGGUGGCGUUCCCCGACUUCUUCGCCGGCCUCAAGCACCUGCCGCAGAACCGCGACAUUAAAGACACGGACAUCUGGCCGGACCAGGCGCUGGCAUCAAAGCGCGUCAAGGAGAUUGGCGCGUGGCUCAAGACGCAGGAGACGAGCAAGCUCGAGCGCGUCCCGCUGGACGCCGAGCAGCUCGACUCGGACAUUGUGGGCCAGAUCGCCGCGGCUGCCGACGACUCAUCUGCCGCCACAGCCCCCACCGAGACGAAGCCUAUCAAGAAUGUCCCUCGCAACGCGGUGCUGAAACCCGCCGACGCCGAGCAGCGGCUGGGCAACCAGAGCUUUGCGCUCGGCGACCGGGUCGUCUACGUGCAGGACUCGGGCAAGGUGCCCAUUGCCCUGCGCGGCACCGUAGUGGGCAUCAGCCGCACGCCCACCACGAAACUGCUGGACGUUGUGUUUGAUACAACGUUUAUGAGCGGCACCACGCUCGGCGAGCGUUGCCCGCCGUUCCGUGGCCAGAUGGUGACGGCAUCGUCGGUUCUCAACCUGUCUAACCGCCAGGUCGUCGCCGGCUCGCGCGCGGCCAUUGAGCGCAAGCCGAAUGCCUCGCUGACGACACUGACGACGCCGACGACCGGCUCCGGUGGCAGCGGUGGUCAGCAGAAUGGCCCGAACGGCCACGGUUUCCGGCAGUACCGUGAUGCAGCACCGCCUGCCCCUCUGCGCGGGUCGUUUCGCGGCGCUCUGAACGGCAGUAACAAUGGCCGUGGGCGCGGCAAUGGCAGCCAGCAGCAGCAGCAGCAGUCGCGCGCGGGACCGCGCCCCGGCACGACCCUCGAACAUAGCAGCCUCGUGUACCGCCCCGGUGGACAAGGACAAGGACAGGGACAGGGACAGCAGCCACAACAGCAGCAGGCCAACGGCCGCGGUGGCCGCGGCGGUCGGGGCGGCCGUGGUGGCCGUGGUGGCAAUAGCCACAGCAACGGCGACGGCCAGCAGCAAACCGCGGCUGCGCAGUCGUUCAACGCCGUGCCGCCGCCGGCCAACCUCGAGGCCCAUCGUGGAGGUCGGGGUCGUGGCCGUGGCCGGGGUCGUGGUGGCCGCGGCAAUGCCGCCGGCGGCCGUGGCGGCAACGGUGCGGGCCAGCAGCCAACCAAGAACGGCGGCGGCAACAGUUCCAAUGCCGCUGCUCCUGCUCCGUCAGCGGCGUAA
Messenger RNA from Sporothrix brasiliensis 5110, 4479 nucleotides. RefSeq names its product 5'-3' exoribonuclease 1. Gene Ontology annotation, biological process: nuclear-transcribed mRNA catabolic process; rRNA catabolic process. NCBI's taxonomy places the organism in Eukaryota, Fungi, Ascomycota, Sordariomycetes, Ophiostomatales, Ophiostomataceae. Gene Ontology annotation, molecular function: 5'-3' RNA exonuclease activity; RNA binding. The record is from RefSeq and is a predicted model, not a curated record. Gene Ontology annotation, cellular component: nucleus. The transcript has a single exon. The coding region runs from base 1 to 4479 and encodes 1492 amino acids.